AUGACCGACGAAAUUAUGAGUUUCUUCGUAAAACGAGUGCCAUUCUUCAAUAACGGCCACCUGUUCAAAUACUUCCAUGAUGCGUUCUUCUUCCUGUGGAAUGGUGGGCUUGAACAGCAAGUGCGGACGCUCAAAUUCCAAUAUCCUAACUACAAAUUCUAUGUGACCGGCCACUCGCUUGGUGCGUCGAUCGCUUCCAUCUGUGCCUCAUACCUAGUUAAGUGGAAUAUGACUACGCCAGAAAAUCUACGACUGGUCACAUUUGGCCAGCCUCGAACAGGCGACUACGACUUCGCCACAUGGCAUGAGGCUACGUUUCCGUACGCCUAUCGUAUUAUUCACCAUCGCGAUCCUGUACCGCACAUCCCGCCACGGCUCGGACCUGAUCAGGUGUUCCACCACCGAUUUGAGAUU
Messenger RNA from Ostertagia ostertagi, 414 nucleotides. Lineage: Eukaryota; Metazoa; Nematoda; Chromadorea; Rhabditida; Trichostrongylidae. The record is from the annotation of a GenBank genome assembly.